Molecule: messenger RNA, 1650 nt
Organism: Colletotrichum phormii
Lineage: Eukaryota; Fungi; Ascomycota; Sordariomycetes; Glomerellales; Glomerellaceae
Product: argonaute siRNA chaperone complex subunit Arb1
Exons: 4
Coding region: 110-1387 (425 amino acids)
Biological process (GO): regulatory ncRNA-mediated gene silencing
Cellular component (GO): ARC complex
Source: RefSeq, a predicted model, not a curated record
ACCAACCUGCUUCUCUUCGCUUCAUUCUCAAACAUCUUGAGGACUUGCUCUUCCUCUUCUCAUGCAAUAGGACAUCCAUCUUCAACCUCAACAAGAACAUCACAACAACAUGGCAGGCAAAAAGGCCAGCACGGCGGAUCGCGGCCCAACUGCCAUGCACAAGUAUCGCGGUACUGGUUUCGAGGAAUUCUAUGCCGACCCUCCCAUGACUCCUGCCGAAGCCCAAGAGGAGCGCGAGAAUAUCUACAGCCUAGACCUGAACUUCGCCGAACGCAUCCAAUCAUGCAUCCAGCGCUACCGCGCUCGCCGCCGUCUAGGUGCUUCCGACCAGAUCUUCAACAAGUACCUCUUCCUGGGAGGCAUCGACUCCACCCCUCGCAUGUUUGGCGGCAACCUUGAUGCCGAUCUCAAGGACAUGACACCGGCGGAGAAGCGGGAGGCAACGGCCAUUGACACGGUCCACAGCUCCGGCGGUGGCGCUCGCUUCUACAACGAGGAUGAUCCUGAAGGUUGGGAUGUCGACUUUGCCGGUGUAGUCGCGGGUUUCUGCUCCGAGACUCUGCCCAAAGAGACGGCCUGGAAUUACGCACACAUGGGCAAGGCGGUUGGCCUGAUUGAGAACUUUCUCACCUACAUCCUCCAGCACGAUGUAUGCCCGGAGUAUGACGCCAAUGUCAAGGAAGCUCUUGAUUUCUGCCAAAAGGCCAAGGUCGACCUGCCGUUGAGUCACCAAGCUCUCCUUCGGUUCCCUGGUCAGUUCAACCUGGCGCUGUCGGAGCUGUUUUGCAAGGACUUUUACUUCUUCGGAGACCGCGACGAGUUCCAGCGUCCAGAGAACUUCUCCCCCGAAGCAGUCUUUAAGAUUGCAAUGGCAAUGACUGCCACCAAGGAGCAGUAUGAUGCCGUCACCAGUGUUCUGAAAAAUGGCACCAUUGAGGUCAUCGGCGAGGAGGAGUGCAGCGUCGAGAUCAUCUCUAUUCACCGGUCCACAGUCGAGUCGCGCAAGCUCACCCGAAGCAUCCUCUUAGGCAAGGGACACCGAUUCGAGCCCGUUGGAACAAUAGUCACAAAGCCCUGCGUCAUUGAGGAUGGCUAUGACUACGGAGAGGACAUCAAUUUGUCCGAUGGACAGCGAGAUACCUUCUAUCUGGAAGACUCAAUCCUGCAGCGUCUGAAGCCAGGCUUCAAGCUGCAACUCUGCGUCUGCGAGCUCAACAUUGGCAUCAAGUUCAUCAAGCAGGCUGGCCAGGUCCUCGUGGAGUGGUAUACCUUCCUGCCGCAGAACCUCAUGCGACACUACAAGGAGCCCGUACCCAAUGAGCGCCCUGCCCCUUCUGCCAUCAAGGUAGACGAGGAGACUGGAAAGGAGAACAUGAUUGGGAAAUAAGUGCCUGCGAUAGUUCGUCAAGGUAGUCAGAACAACAGCUGGAUGUCACCACGAGAGUAUCACCAGAGUUGGCCCUCUCACAGGGAGGAUGGAGGUCACUGGAUAGAAGGCUCACGAGCAAGGUUGCGGCUUGAGGCUGGAAACGGGUCAUUGAAUUAGACUUCCUCCGAGGUAGCUACGUCACGGAGGCAUCGGCGUUUCGGAAAGAUUGGACCAAGAUACCCCUUCAUAGUGAUGAAUUGAGAGGAUCUAGUGCCUAGUGU